Messenger RNA from Megalops cyprinoides (Indo-Pacific tarpon), 3772 nucleotides. It is a transcript of the gene ppfia4, whose product is annotated as PTPRF interacting protein alpha 4. Gene Ontology annotation, molecular function: protein binding. NCBI's taxonomy places the organism in Eukaryota, Metazoa, Chordata, Actinopteri, Elopiformes, Megalopidae. Bases 45 to 3665 code for a protein of 1206 amino acids. Gene Ontology annotation, biological process: synapse organization. Gene Ontology annotation, cellular component: presynaptic active zone. The record is from RefSeq and is a predicted model, not a curated record. The transcript has 30 exons.
UUCACAUAGCAAUACAUUUUCUCGGUUAAAGAACGAUUGGCAAAAUGAUGUGCGAAGUGAUGCCGACGAUUAAUGAAGGGGACUCGAUGAGUUCCCAGCGAGGUUCCCAAAACGGUUCGGAUUCGGACUCAAAUUUUGAGCAACUGAUGGUAAAUAUGUUGGAUGAGAGAGACAAGCUUCUGGAAUCUUUGCGUGAGACCCAGGAAACCCUAAUUCAGUCACAGACGAAGCUGCAGGAUGCGCUGCACGAGAGGGACAUUCUACAGAGGCAGAUAAAUUCAGCACUACCGCAGGAGUUUGCCACGCUGACCAAGGAGCUGAAUGUGUGCCGGGAGCAGCUGCUGGAGAAAGAGGAGGAGAUCUCGGAGAUGAAAGCGGAGAGGAACAACACCAGGCUGCUGCUGGAGCACCUUGAGUGCCUGGUGUCCCGUCACGAGCGAUCUCUCAGGAUGACUGUGGUCAAGCGGCUGGCCCCGCCCCCUUCGGGGGUCUCCAGCGAGGUGGAGGUCCUCAAUGCACUAAAGUCCCUCUUCGAGCACCACAAGGCCCUGGACGAGAAGGUGCGAGAGAGGCUGCGGGUGGCAUUGGAGAGAGUGACCACACUGGAGGGGCAGCUGUCUGCCGCCACUCAGGAGCUCUCUGCAGUGCGGCAAAGGAAAGACAAGACAGAGGGCGAUGCUCUGGAGCGGAUGGAUGGGUCCAAGCCCACCUGGAAGAGGCUGCCCAACGGAUCCAUCGACGCCCACGAUGAGGCCAGCCGCUGCCUGGAGCUCCAAGAGCUUCUGGAUAAGGCUAACAAGGAGCUGGCACAGAACAAGGAGCGCGUGAACGCCCUGACCACCCGCGUGAGCGAGCUGGAGUCCGACCUCGCCACCGCCCGCAAGGACCUGCUCAAGAGCGAGGAGCUCAGCACCAAGUACCAGCGCGACAUCCGCGAGGCUAUGGCACAGAAGGAGGACAUGGAAGAGAGAAUUACAACAUUAGAAAAGCGUUACCUGGCUGCCCAGAGGGAGACCACAUCCAUCCACGACCUUAACGACAAGCUGGAGAAUGAGCUGGCCACCAAGGACUCUCUGCACCGGCAGAGCGAAGACAAGGCGCGGCACUUGCAGGAGCUGCUGGAGCUGGCGGAGCAGAGGCUGCAGCAAACCAUGAGGAAGGCGGAGACUCUGCCAGAGGUGGAGGCGGAGCUGGCCCAGAGGGUGGCGGCUCUUACCAAGGCCGAGGAGCGCCAUGGCAACAUCGAGGAGCGCCUGCGGCAGCUGGAGGCCCAGCUGGAGGAGAAGAACCAGGAGCUGGGCAGGGCCCGGCAGAGGGAGAAGAUGAACGAGGAGCACAACAAGCGUCUGUCGGACACCGUGGACCGCCUGCUGACCGAGUCUAACGAGCGUCUGCAGCUACACCUGAAGGAGCGCAUGGCAGCGCUGGAGGACAAGAACACUCUGAUUCAUGAUCUGGAGAACUCACAGAAACAGCUGGAGGAGUUUCAUCACUCUAAGGAGAGACUGAUUGGUGAGAUCGAAAAGUUGCGGGCAGAGGUUGACCACCUCAAGCGCAGGAGCGGCGUGUUUGGGGAUGGAGUGCAUCCCAGGUCUCACGUGGGCAGCGCCACAGACCUGCGCUUCUCUGUGGUGGAGGCCCAGGGGGAGCACUUCGGCACGGCGGCUGUCAUCCGGCGGGCGCAGAAAGGAAGACUGGCCGCACUGCGGGACGAGCCCACGAAGGACUGGGAGCGCUCCCAGCCCCCCAGCCUGCGGGCCAGCGUCACGCAUCUGGUGGAGAGCGACCCCGAGCUGUCCGACCUGGAUGACGACGACCGCGAGACUGUCUUCAGCUCGGCCGACCUGCUGUCCCCCAGCGGCCACUCAGACGCCCAGACGUUGGCUCUCAUGCUGCAGAAGCAGCUGGAUGCCAUCAACGAGGAGAUCAGGAUGAUUCAGGUGGAGAAGGAGUCGGCGGAGUUGCGGGCGGAUGAGAUCGAGAGCCGGGUGACCAGUGGCAGCAUGGAUGCCCUCAACGUGACCCUGCGCCCUCGCUCCUCCAUCCCCACCUCCGUCACUGCCCUCUCCCUGGCCAGCUCCUCGCCCCCAGUCAGCGGGCGCUCCACACCCAAGCUGUCCGCCCGCUCGGCUGCCCACGAGCUGGGCAUCAUGACCCUGCCUAGUGAUUUAAGGAAACACCGCAGGAAAGUUCUAUCUCCUGUGUCACGUGAUGAAGCUCGCGAGGACAAGGCCACUAUCAAGUGUGAGACAUCGCCCCCCUCGUCCCCGCGCAGUCUCCGCCAGGAGCAGAUGAGCUUCGCUCAGCUAACUGGCAGCUUGGAGGAUGGACGAGGGGGCAACAAGAAAAAGGGCAUCAAGUCCUCCAUCGGACGUCUCUUCGGCAAGAAGGAGAAGGGCCGCCUGGAGCAGCAGAUGGGCAAGGAAGGACAAGUGACAACUGUGGCCAUUCCAGAUUUCGAGAUGGCUAUUGGGGACACCAUGACCCUGGGCAAGCUGGGCACACAGGCAGAACGUGACCGCAGGAUGAGGAAGAAGCACGAGCUGCUGGAGGAUGCGCGGAGGAAGGGCCUGCCGUUUGCCCAGUGGGACGGCCCCACUGUGGUGUCCUGGCUGGAGCUGUGGGUGGGCAUGCCUGCUUGGUAUGUGGCGGCCUGCCGCGCCAACGUGAAGAGCGGUGCCAUCAUGUCGGCACUGUCGGACACGGAGAUCCAGCGGGAGAUUGGCAUCAGCAACCCUCUGCACCGGCUCAAGCUCCGGCUGGCCAUCCAGGAGAUGAUGUCCCUCACCAGUCCCUCUGCCCCCCUCACGUCCCGCACAUCCUCCGGAAAUGUGUGGGUGACUCACGAGGAGAUGGAGAACCUGGCAACCUCCACCAAAGCGGAGAGUGAGGAGGGAAGCUGGGCUCAGACGCUGGCCUAUGGGGACAUGAACCAUGAGUGGAUUGGGAACGAGUGGCUGCCCAGCCUGGGCCUGCCCCAGUACCGCAGCUACUUCAUGGAGUGCCUGGUGGACGCCCGCAUGCUGGAUCACCUGACCAAGAAGGACCUACGCACACAUCUCAAGAUGGUGGACAGCUUCCACCGGGCCAGUUUACAGUAUGGAAUUAUGUGCUUGAAGAGGCUGAAUUACGAUCGCAAAGAGCUGGAACGAAGGAGAGAAGAGAGCCAGCACGACGUUAAAGACACCCUGGUGUGGACUAAUGACCAGGUGAUACACUGGGUGCAGUCCAUCGGGCUGAAGGAGUACAGCAACAACCUGCUGGAGAGCGGCGUGCACGGGGCCCUGAUCGCCCUGGACGAGAACUUCGACUACAGCAGCCUGGCCCUCAUCCUACAGAUCCCCAUGCAGAAUACACAGGCCAGGCAAGUUCUUGAGCGAGAGUUCAACAACGUCCUGGCCCUGGGCACUGACCGUCGGCUGGACGAGAGCGAUGACAAGUCUUUCCGGAGGUCUCCGUCCUGGAGGAAGAGGUUCCGCCCUCGGGAGGGGCAGGGGCUGGGCAUGCUACCGGGCUCCAUCGAGACGCUACCAGCCGGCUUCCGCCUCACCAGCAUGUCCAUUCCACCCUCUAUGGCUGUGGUGCCGAAGAAGCUCCAGCCGGAAGCCGGACCCCCGGCCCCCCAGAGACUAGACCCCUCCGCCGUGCGGACUUACUCAUGCUAACUCUGCUAUACUAACAGGAGCACUUGCACUGGACAGUGCAUUCCCACUACCUGUACGGACACAUGCUUGCUGCCUUUCGAGAGUGAAAUGCCAAAUUUGAACAGGAC